Gallus gallus (chicken) is the source of this 3922-nucleotide messenger RNA. RefSeq names its product cysteinyl-tRNA synthetase 2, mitochondrial (putative) (gene CARS2). The record is from RefSeq and is a predicted model, not a curated record. Gene Ontology annotation, cellular component: cytoplasm. Lineage: Eukaryota; Metazoa; Chordata; Aves; Galliformes; Phasianidae. The coding region runs from base 2118 to 3836 and encodes 572 amino acids. Gene Ontology annotation, biological process: cysteinyl-tRNA aminoacylation. Gene Ontology annotation, molecular function: ATP binding; cysteine-tRNA ligase activity. The transcript is spliced from 16 exons.
CCCGUUCCCCCGGCAGCUACAUGGGAGCCCGCUGCCAGGCACAGCCGAGCGCGCAGCCCCCGCCGGCCCCUACAGCCCGAGCAGCUGACUGAAUGGCUGUCGCGGUGGGGAACUCACGGAGGAGGUGCUGAAGGUUUGGAAACAAAACCACAGAAGUUUAACACACAAGAUGAGCAAGGUUGAGUUUUGUAAGCAUUAAGACCAGCAGACAAGUCACAGUUCAGACUAUCAUCAAAUAGGAAGAACUGACCUAACCUGGGCCUUUCGUUCUUUAAACAGUAUUGUAAUAGAAGAACGAGGAUUAAGCCCUGCUUAAGAAGACGGGUAUUUCACUGGAUACAGCUGCUCAUCUCUUUGCUUGCCCUGGGACUGUUAGUCUCCCUGCCUCACGUGUGUUUUCCGGCUGCUGCCAUUCACAUUUGCUGCACUUUGUCAGCUUAAACAGCACUGCACGAAGGGUGCCCUACAAACUCUGACUACAACCAGUGAUAGCGCAGUGCAAGGCCUGGCCAGAAGAAAAUUCACAUACAUACGUGGAGCUUCUUCCAUGGGCUCCAGAAUCCCACCAUGACUUCCAGAGAUGUACCUCAGCAGCUGGGAACAUCUGACAGACACCAAUGUGGCCUCUGGCUGAGCUCAUACGUGCUCUCAGGACAUGGUGACCGCAGUUUACUACAGAGCUCUAAGAACAAGCUCAGCCCACUGCAGUGGAUUUAGCUCAUCUUCCCCUAUGGUUUGUAGUUUGUUUUCACAGCCUUUUUCCUCUCCGUACCUUCUCAGGAUCAGUUUCCUCACCGGGUUUCUAGAAGGGCCACAGAUACCAGCAAAGUGCUCCUGUGAACACACAAACAUGCUGCCUUUCUCCUUGGUCACUAAUUCUAAAGCAGUGUGGUUUAAUUCUUCAGAUAAACGCAGCACUCUGAGCAGUAUGGUGGGAGACUGCAUCUCGUACCAUUCGGCAUACGGAAGGAACAGGUAUUGGGCAGCUGUGCCCUGCCUUUAAGCUGGUCGGGACAUGAGAAGCACGGGGCCUCCUGAAACCAUUGGAGACAGGAAAAUCUCCUGUUCAGGGAUAAGUAUUACGGAAAGCAACUGCAUGUUAAGAAGAGAAACCAUGUGUCAGUGGUAGGGUUCUGUAUCUGAUACUGUCUGUAACUAAGUGAGGCAUAGGCAGACUGUAUGAAGAGAGAAAUUAAUAUAAUAGUAAUAAAAAAAAUCAUGGAAUACUCUGAGUUGUAAGGAAUGUACAAGGAUCACCGACUCCAACCCCUGUGGCUCCACACAGGGCCACCCAGCAAUCAGUCCACACGUGUGAGAGAGGUGCCCGUACACCCCUUGAUUUCCACUGCCCCCUGGGCAGCCCGUUCCGUGCCCACCGCCCUCUGGUGCAGCCCCCUUCCCUAACCCCCAGCUGCCCCACCCCUGACAGCUCCACGUCGUUCCCUUGAUAAAGCAGCGAUCCGAAUGCUGCUGUUGAACGCAAGGAACACCCACGAAACCUGUUCCCGACAGAUUCGAGGGCACGACGUUUGUGAGGCAGGCGGCUCACCACAGCCAGUGCGGAGGGUCUCCAUCCCGGCGGGCCCACAGCCCCGCGGGAGCGUUGGGUGCAGCAGGCGGGGUUCAGCUUCCAGGUUCAGCGUAGACCGCCGGGACUCCUGAAAGCGGCAGCAGCUGAAGCAGCUCUGGGGCUGGAGAGCGGCAGGGAAAACACGACGUACGCUUGCGGAGUUCUCCCUUGUUUCCCCGGUACCUGCGCGGUUACUUUUGGAAACAAGUCGUAGCUUAAAAAGGCUUACGGCAACCGCACGCGUGUUACAUCGAACUUUUAUUCCCUCCAGUUCCGCAGUUCAGCAAUUCCAGAGCGGAUCUGGGCGGUACAACCCCUUACACCCCUCCCCCCGCUUCCCCUCAGCGCUCCGACCGAAGAAGGCCGGCAGCGGGACCGCCCCGGGAGGCGCGGCGCGGCGCGGCGGGCCCCUCCUCUUCCUGCGCUGCGGCUGUAGCUACCCCGCUCGCCGGCUGUCCCCUCGCACAGGCGGCGCGGCUGUGGCGGCGGGCUGUUGCCGGCUCCUCUCGCCCCCUCCCCUCGGAGAGGCGGGGCCGGCGGCGCGGCCAUGCUGCUCGGCGCGGCGGUCCGGCGGGGCCGGGCCGGGGGAGGCGCGGCCCGGCGGUGGCGGAGCGGGGCGGCGCCGCGGAGGGAGUGGGUGCCGCCGGCGGGCCGGGCCUGCGGCGUGGUGGCCUACAACAGCCGGAGCCGCAGCAAAGAGCCGCUGGUGCUGGCCAAGGACGGCGUGGCCACCUGGUACAGCUGCGGGCCCACCGUGUACGACCACGCGCACCUCGGGCACGCCUGCUCCUAUGUUAGGUUUGAUAUAAUCCGAAGGAUAUUGACUCGUUUUUUUGAAACUGAAGUUAUCAUGGUGAUGGGGAUUACAGACAUAGAUGACAAGAUCAUAAGAAGAGCCAAUGAGAUGAAUAUAUCGCCAGUGGCUCUUGCCCGUAUUUAUGAAGAAGACUUUAAACAAGAUAUGGCAUCCUUAAAGGUCCUUCCUCCAACAGUAUAUAUGAGAGUGACUGAAAACAUUCCUCAGAUAAUUUCCUUCAUAAAGACAAUAAUUGCUAAUGGGCAGGCUUAUGCAACUUCGCAAGGCAAUGUUUAUUUUGAUGUUAAUUCUUGGGGAGAAAGGUAUGGAGUAUUAACUGCUGUUUCUCCUGAUACACAAGGUGAAGCAGUCGAUACCGAUAAGCGGCAUGGUAGAGAUUUUGCCCUGUGGAAAGCUGCCAAACCUCAAGAGUUAUCGUGGAGUUCUCCAUGGGGAAAGGGAAGACCUGGGUGGCACAUUGAAUGCUCCACGAUAUCAAGUGCAGUGUUUGGAAAGCAGCUGGACAUCCAUACCGGUGGAAUAGAUCUCGCAUUUCCUCAUCAUGAAAAUGAAAUUGCGCAGUGCGAGGUGUAUCAUCAGUGUGAGCAGUGGGGGAAUUAUUUUUUGCAUUCUGGGCAUUUGCACGUUAAAGGAAGUCAAGAAAAAAUGUCUAAGUCGUUAAAGAACUACAUAACAAUUAAGGAUUUUCUGAAGAAAUUCUCCUCGGAUCAGUUCAGGAUGUUCUGUUUGCGCAGCAGAUACAGCUCAGCUGUAGAAUUUAGCGAUGAGACCAUGAAUGAUGCCAAGAACGUUCUCCAGGCAAUCUCCUCAUUUAUUAGAGAUGCAAAUGCUUAUAUAAAAGGACAGCUGGUGUGUGACCCUGUUAGAGAAGACGUACUGUGGGAAAGGCUGGCCAGCACAAAGGUAAACGUGAAGGCUGCGUUUGCAGAUGACUUUGACACCUCCAGGGCUGUUGCAGCAAUUAUGGACCUCAUUCACCAUGGCAACAGACAGCUUAAGGCUGUUACUAAGGAUGCUGUAUCUCCCAGAAGCUCGGUUGUGUAUGGGAGCAUUACUUCCUAUAUAGAAAGCUUCUUCAAUGCCCUCGGGAUGUCUUUGGAAGAAAGGCAGGUUGCAGUGGGAGGAGGAAAUACAGCUCUGCUCUCAAAUGUGAUGGAUGAGCUCGUGAGCUUCCGCACAAAGGUCCGUAACUACGCUCUUGUGCUGCCGGAAGCCACAGAGGCUGUGCAAAUGGAGGAAGGUGCCGUGGGAGCAAAAGGACCAAAACAAGAACAGAAAGAGAAGAGACGGCAGCUGAUGCAGGAGAGAAAACCCCUCCUGGAGGCCUGUGACAGCCUGCGUGGGGACCUGGCUGCUUUCGGAAUCCACAUCAAGGACAGAAGCACGGCUUCGACGUGGGAAAUGGCGGAAGGUGGGCGAGCAGAGCAGCAGGCUGAGGAGAAAAGCUGAGCCUUCAGCGCUGGACUUGUGGUUUUGGCUGCUGUGUUGUAAAUACUGCUACUAUCCUAAUAAAGUAUAAGGUGUGAUCUUUUCAA